AUUACCAUAGCACCGUUUACAAAUGGCGUUCACCUGUAACUGAUUUUGAACAUUUAUACACACGUAAGACAGACAAUUAUUUCAUCGGAAUGACAGGUUUGAUUAUAAAUAUAAUGCUAUUUCGUGAGUAAAACAACACCUUGUUUUAUCAUUACUACACUUAAAAUUAUUUGAUCAACAUCGCUGCUACGCGUCUGAGUAUAGACCGCACGUCGUAACGUGAAAGUAGUGGAACGAUUUCAUAAUUUAGUCGAGAGACUGUGAAUGUAAUGUUAUUUAUUUGAUUAACAAGACAUUGACAUAUUUUUGUUAAGAAAUAAGGGUAAAUUUUAAGGACGAAUGCCACUAUUUUAUCGAAUUUUGUGAAUGUAUCCUUAAAUCGAUCCCUAUGCCUAACCUGAACCCUAAAUCGAUCCAUAUGCCUAACCUGAACCCUAAAUCGAUCCAUCAACCUUACCUAAACCCUAAUUCACUGCAACUAUAAUAAACACACAAAAGACGCUGUGGCAUCUGUCCUUAAUUUUAGCAGAAAUAAGAAAACAUUACCACAAUCCUCCAUCUUUUUUCCAGUAAAAAACAGAAUGAAAUGUUUACUACUUAAUUAUGGUUAUAGAAUACAGGUUAAAGUUAACUUAUAAAUAUAAGUAGGGGCCUAUAUGGCAAGGCAUAAAGGGCCUAUAAGAAGUAUGUCAAAUUGAGCUCAUUAAUAAUUAAGUUGGCUGCUACUGAUUCAAAAGGAAGUCAUAGCUCAUGGCUUCAGUGGGUGGGUUUACUUUUUUAAAUUAUAAAUUAUUAUUCAUCAUUAUUGGUUUAGUCUUUAGUCAAUACAUGAUUAACGAUAAAAACUAAAGUGUCAAUUGGGUAGGUUUAUAGAGUUGAGUAGAGAUAGUUUCUUGAAGUUUUGGAUGUUUGGUAGUGCAGUAUGGAGAAUGUUUAUUACAUUUUUAACAAUAUUCCAUAUGGAACAAAUUGCUAAUUUAAUUUUUAAAAGUAAUUUACACUUACAUUUACAUCCAUGAUUGGGAGAAAUUAAAAGAAAAAGUUACUAGCUUGAGUAAAUUUUAUCAAGUGCUGGAGAAGUGGAGCUUUUAGAAGGGAGAUGUUGGAGGGCAUGGGGAUGGAUAGUGGAUUUUGAUGGAUGCCAUGGACUGUGUUUGUGAGCAUGGUUUGGUUGUGGAUUGAAGAUGUUGAAUUAAGGGUAAGUUGCUUACUCAGGGCUGGUUGUGUGACUGGCAAACAAAUUUGUUUUUUAAAUGCUGUGUGAACAUGGGGUGGCAGUUAUUAUGUUGAGUUAACAGUUAGUGUGCCUGAAGAUGUCAAGUUUGCAGACUGAUGGAGAUUUUAUUUCUAAGGGUGACUGGAGCCUUUGUUGUCAGAGUCUAGCGGUCAUCAAGUUGUUGUUAGCUGUUCAUUGGAUUGGUAUACUAAGAAACCAUUUUGUGUACUUUGUGAAUAAAGAAUAAGGAAAUCGUACAGUGUGCCAGUUUUCAUAAUAAUUAAUAAACAAUGUGUGGCAGAAAAAUGCCUGACAAAUUUGAGCCUACCAACUGCCUGUCAGAAUACAGGGGAGUUUGUAACCCAGGAGAAACGCUGUAUUGAGUAGGGAGGGGCAUUUUGGGUAGGGCUUGAGGUAGGGGACUAUGGAGAGGACAUAGAUCAGAAUAUUAUGUAAUCAUCUUUGUAUAGACAACAAUAGAGUGCCCAACAACCUAAUUUCUAUGUUUCUAUACAUCUUUAUCCCAAGUAUUGGACAUCAAUUCAAAUACAUUUCAAAAACCGUAGCAAGAGUGUGAGGCUCUUAAGCCAACCAACAUGUCAGCAGAUCUGAGAGAUAAUAGUAAGUGAACCCCGAUACACAUUUCCAUACAUGCAAUCCUGUAAUGUUUACCUGUACUUUAUACAGUUUUAGAUGUUCGGCUAUAAAGAGUUAAUAUGGUGUUCCAAGGAUUUAGACCCCAACAAAUAUUUUUUGUUUGUACACAACACAAUAAAUUCACUAUAAGUCAAGGAAGCUCAAAUCCUAUUGGUCUGUUCAAAAUUACAUUUGGUAUCAUGUUUGAAAUGGUAUGCCAUUUAAACCUUUGAUGUAAACAUAGAAUCUGAGCAUGGAUCGGCCAGUAUUUAUGUAAUAUACGAUAGUUAUUUCGGGAAUCCCUAUGAUCGUACCUGUAGCUACUUUGAAUAGUAUACCAUUAUUACAAAUGCAUUUGUGUAAUAAUUUCAGCAACAACAGUUAUUUUAUUUUCUAUUUAAUAAUUAAAUAUAUUUAAUAUCACUAACAAAGAAUAAAUUAAUUAUUAAUUAUGUCUAUUAUUAGUAUUACGCCACAGUAUGAAUACAUUUUACACGUUAAGACUUUCUAAAAAUAAAAAAAGGUUGUAUAAGAAGGCCUAUAUUUUAUAUAAGGCCCUCAUCAGUAAGAAUUGUAUUUUGUAAUACUUUCUUACUUACUUCUUUUUACUCCAGCUUAAAACUUUCAAUUAAGUGGAUGAAUCUAAUUUUUUUCAAAAAUUUUGACACCCAUUAAGGAAAGUUUCUUACUCUGAUUGGCUGACCAAAUACUCUGUAAAUAUCUUUGCUUCAUCAAUCGAAUCAUCACAUGCAUUUUGCAAAAAAGACAUUUAAAUGCUUGCUUCAGGCUAUUAUGAAACUGAGGCACAUUUUUAAACAUAGUUGCACAAAGAAAACUUUGCGGUAAUGAAGAGAGAUUCUACCUCUUUUAAAUCCUUCUUUUUUUCACCUCCAUCAUGUAAAUAAUCUAUCAGAUAAAGUCAGAAGGGUGUAGAACUUAUUUGCAAAUUUCAUUGCAAUCACAUGUCAUUUACAUUGCAAAUUUAAAAAUUACAAUUGUAUUAAUAGAUACUUUAAAAAAAAAUGCAAUUGCAUGCCAUUCUUAUUUUCUUCUUAUGGAAUAUUUCAGAGAGAAAGUCAGAUAAAAAGAAGGACAGACCUCCUCCAGAGAUAGUCUAUAGCACAUAUAUUUUUGCCAAUGGGGAUAAAUAUGGUAAGUAGCAUCUUCAUUAAUUUUUAUGGGCUGGGGCCCAAACCCAUCAUGAAAUUUGCAGUAAGAUCCUGUCUGGAAGAUCUUUUUCAGCACACCUGUUCUCAGAUUGUUAGGUCAUUACUAUUAUGAGCUUAUUAAUUCACGUUUUGUUGCUUGUUAGUUACACCCCAAAAGUCCUCAAGUGCUCUGCUUUUUCUUUGAAGACUUAGGUUCAGAAUAUUCAAAUCCUUUUGUUUAUAAAAACAUACAUCGACAAGUUCACUGUUUGGUUAAGCUUAUUUAAUUUAUAACGCACUUGCCAAAGUGAUAUGGAAGAGUAGAAAUUUUUAAAAUCUUUAAACGAAACUCAGGGAAAAGCUGCUUAAGAAUGCCAUUUAUAAAUAAUUAAAAGCUACUUUCAAAGAUUAGUUUCUUCCUCUUGUGUAGCUCCUUUUUAUAAGUCUGCCUGUAAGCUAAACAUAUGACAGCUGAUUAUGUUGCUUGUAAUUCUGCCUGUAAGCUAAAUAUAUGACAGCUGAUCAUGUUGCUUGUAAUUCUGCCUGUAAGCUAAACAUAUGACAGCUGAUUAUGUUGCUUGUAAGUCUGCCUGCAAGCUAAACAUAUGACAGCUGAUCAUGGUUUGCUUAUAAUUCUGCCUGUAAACUAAACAUACAACAGCUGAUCAGCUGAUUAUGUUGCUUGUAAGUCUGCCUGCAAGCUAAACAUAUGACAACCGAUCAUGUUUCUUGUGAGCUCAAUGUAACACAAAAACAAUAUAUUUGGAAUUCAAAUUUGUUUAUGCUAUAAUAGAUGUUUUUGACAAACUAUAAUUUAUGAUUUAUAUUCAACAAAGAUACUUUUAAUGCACAGAAGGAGACUGUAUACAAACUGAGUUUGGGUCAGUUGAGAGAACAGGGAGAGGUACACAUACAAGCUCAAAUGGAAUAAUUUAUGAGGGUUCCUGGGAGAAAGAUUGCAUGAACGGAAAAGGAAAACUUACCCACCCUUCUAAGGCGUCAUACGAGGGGGACUUUGUAAAUAACCUUUUUCAUGGCUUUGGAAGGUAUACAUGGCCUGAUGGGUCAUUUUAUGAAGGGAGUUUUGUUGAAAACAGGUUUGUAAUUUUUCUUGUUGCUCUAUUUACAUCAAAUCCACAAGAAUUCCUUUAAAUAAUUUCUUAACGGCAAUGCAUUGGACCUUCUACAAUAUUAUAUUAUUAUGCUCUGUUGCUGCAUGCGGCUCUUUGAAGUAAUAGAUGCAGCUAUUGAAUAAAGCUUAUUAUUGUCUGUCUCUUCAAACAGCAAUAGUUAUCGAUGUUUUAUUUUUUUGUGAUUUUGUAAUGUCUAGGUUGGAAGGAGGAGGUGUAUUCCAUGAUACUGAGGGACAAGUCUGGACAGGAACUUUUCAUUUCAAGGCAGCACCAGGGCUUAAGUUCAAACUAAAUAUGAAUUAAAUUAUUUAAACAUCUAGGGCGUUUUGUGGCCUGCUCUAUCAAAUCUAUGUAAAGAUAACAUAAAUGUGAUAAAUUAUUCCUGAAAUUUAGCCAGAACAGAAAAUCAAUGUACAGGUGUUAUAAUUUUGAUAUUUUGAGGCUAAAAAUUUAACCACUCCACUCCCAUCACAAAAAAAGUAAGCAAUAUCCCCCUUUGAUAACUGAUUUUAGUUUAGCCUGUAGCAUUCCUUAUUUUACUGCUGUAUAAAUUAGUAUAAGAAAUAUAUGGUGACUUCAUUGAUAUUAAGGUUAAUUAAACUGAAAUAGAAAAAUUUAUGCUUGGUAAAAUUUUUAAAUACAGAGCUUCAACCGCAAAUAUUGUAUUAAAAAAAUCAGAUGCCUGUGCCGACAUUUAUAAAUUCAGUCAUGGUUUAAUAAACUUUUCAUAAAACUAUUAGUUGUUUUUUUUUUCAUGUUAUAUGAAAAUGUUUGAAGUAGAGAAGGUAUUUCCAAUUAUUCUCACGAUUAUUGAAUUAAUACUUCAUCUUUUUGCUAGCCUUUUGUGAUUAAAACCUUGUUAGUCAAAACUUAAUAUUACAUUUAAAUAGUGAUAAUACCCCUGUGUAAUGACAUUAUAAUGCCAUUCCUUCUAACUUAUGAUAUAUUUUCAUUCUGUAUUCUGUUGUUGUAUCUUUGAGAUAUAAAGACCUUAUGAAAGUUUAAGUGCUUCUUUUGUUGCCCUUAAGCUUCAUACUCACGUCUUUAAUAAAAUUUGUGACAAUAUUGUAAAAUAAAUAAAUUUGACCAAACAUAGUUUAUUCUUGUGAAAAUGUGUUUAUCUGCAGUAAAUUAUAAUUUUAAAAUAAUAAUUAUACAUUAUGAUGUACACAUAGAAAUUUAAGUGGGUCAUAAUCCAGUUAUCUUGAUUACUGGUGUGGUCCUCCACUUUGAAAGUGCAGGCCAUUUUGGACGUGCCACCAAAUGUUGGAAGGUAACUGAUUCUUUUUAUUUGAUUGUUGAAUAAAUUACUACUCAGGUGUGAUUCCUUGUUUGUAUCGUUAAAAAAAAAUGCAUGCUACAUUCAUAAAAUGGUGUUUUAAAUAGAAGACCGAGUGUAUUUACUACAUAGGGCUUCCCAUGUCUUGAAAAAAAAUUAUUAAAUCAGCAUUUAUUUUCCAUGUGUG
This is a messenger RNA of Lymnaea stagnalis (great pond snail), 5599 nucleotides long. The record is from the annotation of a GenBank genome assembly. Lineage: Eukaryota; Metazoa; Mollusca; Gastropoda; Lymnaeidae.